AUGCACUCCUGCAGGUGCCCGAGCACCCGCAAUGUCCAUUGCGUCAUUGAUCACCUCUCCAGUCCGUCUUUCACUUCAUCUUCACGUUUAAAGCCUCCUCGAACCCAAGCCCUCCGACAGCUUUCGUCUACGUCAAAUCAUUGCUACAACGCCCCGUCGAUUAUAGCACCAGUUUUCCGAAGAAGAUCGCUCCAUAGCCCGCCAUCUCCAACGCCAGCUGCAAGCCACUCCGGCUCAUCCACAUCAAUUACUACCCGCACCAUGUCCUCAGACGACGCCUACAUGUCCUUUUUGAACAAGGCAAAUGCAGAUCUUGAUAACGGGCGAUCGCAACCAGCAGCCCAACAAUCCUCCGCCGCCCGCACAGAAACCGUGGACGUCAACGUCAAGGUUCCUACCCCGCUCACCUCUGUUGACGCAUACUACGUCUCCGACACAGACGAGCCGUUCGAACCUGUUGCAUUGAAGUGGGAGGGCGCUGGGAGGGGAGUAUGGCCUGACGCUUCGCACUUCUCGAAACUCAUUUCAACGGAUAAAGACCUCUCAUCGUCCAUCGAGACACUAUCGGCUACAUCGUUCGACCCAAAGAACCAGUAUGCCUCUGCGUUGAAGGCGGUGCGUGCCGCGGCUGCCCAGGGCUCUGGCGGGGAUGAGUCUGCGGUUGAGGUGAAGGUUUAUCGGGUGGAGACUGGGAAGUCGAGGUUCGAGUAUUAUGUUACGGCGUUGGAUGCGGGGGGACAUUUAAUUGUUGGGCUGAGGGCUAAAGCUAUUGAAAGUUGA
Aspergillus puulaauensis is the source of this 780-nucleotide messenger RNA. RefSeq lists its product as uncharacterized. The coding region runs from base 1 to 780 and encodes 259 amino acids. The transcript has 2 exons. NCBI's taxonomy places the organism in Eukaryota, Fungi, Ascomycota, Eurotiomycetes, Eurotiales, Aspergillaceae. The record is from RefSeq and is a predicted model, not a curated record.